GGAGGAAAAGCAGUCUCUGUUGCACCAUGGAGAUUCACCUGUUUGUGCUCUCUGUAUGAUACAUGCUAAACGUGGCAUGUUGUUUCGUACAUGGAAUGUUCUCUUCGUUGUGUUAUAGUGAGAGCAAAAUCAGUAUUCAUCAGUACAAAGGAGGAGUUGUAUAAAAAUGCGGAACAGUUUGACUUUGCAAUGCCUUCUCUUGCUGUCAUGGCUGCGAAGAAGGAAGCAAAAAUUGAACUCUCCACUGCCCCUUUUGAUCCACGAUUCCCAAAUCAGAAUCAGACAAGGUACUGCUGGCAGAGCUAUGUUGACUAUCACCGCUGCCGAAAGUUGAAGGGAGAAGGUUAUGAACCAUGUGAAUAUUUCCGCAAAUGCUAUGAAAGUCUUUGCCCUUUUGCCUGGGUUGAAAAGUGGGACACUCAGCGAGAAGAAAACAGAUUCCCAGGGAAAAUUUAAAGUUGUGUCACUCAUGUUAUACUUGCAAAUGUGACUUAAAACUAUAUAGUUGGGACAAGUUUAGUUAAUAGGUGGUGGUUGUGCCAUCAAAGUAGUGAUUUCAAAGGUAAAGAUUAUUUGAAAUUUUUAUUUGUUGCGCAUUAUAUGAUAGAUGUAUUCUACAUCUUACUCAUCUGCGGUGACCAUUUAAGAAAUUUUUUUUUCUUCAUUAAUACAAUUUUCAGUCUCAGAUGUGUAAAUUGUUGUAUAAAUGUAUACCCACUGAAGUCUGCAAUUAAAUUGUCCAAAAAGUAUGA
Messenger RNA from Cryptotermes secundus, 752 nucleotides. RefSeq names its product cytochrome c oxidase subunit 6B1 (gene COX6B). Gene Ontology annotation, cellular component: respiratory chain complex IV; mitochondrion. Bases 91 to 456 code for a protein of 121 amino acids. The record is from RefSeq and is a predicted model, not a curated record. The transcript is spliced from 3 exons. NCBI's taxonomy places the organism in Eukaryota, Metazoa, Arthropoda, Insecta, Blattodea, Kalotermitidae.